AUGACUAAGAUGAAGACACGGAUGGAGAAGUACAACAUCGCCAUGGAAGCGAUUGCGGGCCACACCAAGCAGAAGCACGUUGCGGAGAAGCAUGGUGUGACGGCAGCAACACUGAGCAAGUGGGUGAAGAAGGUCAAGGCAGGAGAGCUACGAGGGGAUGAGCGCGACGCAUCAUGCAAGAAGGCACGACCGCUCCAGUUUGGCGAGAUUGAAGAUCGCUUGGUGCAGUACAUCAAGCUGCGCGAGCGCAAGUACCUGGUGGAUGGCCUCGGGCUCUCAUGGAAGCUUGUGCAAGAGAAAGCCCUCAAGUUUGCUGCAGACAUGAAAGCAACGCAUCCAGACAAGGCAGCAACACUUGACAACUUUCGCGCAAGCCCUGGCUGGUUUCAGGGCGUGCGCAAGCGACACAACAUCAAGAGCGUGCGACUACAUGGAGAGGCUGGCAGUGUUGACGAAGAGACAGCAGCAACGGCAAUGGCAGAGUUCAAGCAAGCAGUUUCUGCUACGAGCAUCACCAACCCCCAAUUCGUCUUCAACGCAGAUGAAACUGGCCUCUUCUACCAGACGUUACCUUCAAGACUCUACGUGUCUCGAUCGGAGCGCAGUGUUCGCGGAGUGAAGCAGAUGGCGGCAAAAGCACGGCUGACGAUCAUGACGGCAACAUCAGCAGCGGGGGAGAAAGUGCCACUCUUCUCUGUCGGAAAGAGCCGGAGACCUAUGUGCCUUCGUGACGACUUCCCACCAGUGCGGUACACGUCUCAAGCAUCAGCCUGGUUCGACACUGACAUGGCCAAUUACUACGUGCGUUUCUUUCUCAAGUGGAAGCGUUCACGCUAUGGAGACGAGCCUGUUGUUCUCAUCUGGGACAAUUGCCCGGCACACAAAAACGUCACCAACCCUGCGCCGAAGGAGCUGCACCUGUUGUUCUUGCCCCCAAACCUAACGUCAAAACACCAGCCCAUGGAUAUGGGCUUGAUAUCGGCCGUGAAAAUGCGAUACAAGGCAUACGUGCUGCAGCAGCUCCUCGCAUACUACGACGACGGGCAGCAGACACCACUACCGAAGAGCCGUGGCUUGCGUGGUCUUGCCCAUGGAGCGCCACCAAACAUUCGAGACGCGUUGACGAUCUUGAAACGAGUGUGGGAGGAGGUCAAGCCUGAGUCAGUGGUGCGGUGCUGGAUGAAGGCAGCUUGCCUACCCGAAAGCCUUUUCCCACAGCAGCAUACACAGCAACAGCAGCGAGUGACUUCGGAUGAGAUGCUGACAGAACGGAGCAGUGAAGAGGAAGGGCAGGAAGGGGAGGGCGGACAGCUGGUACAAAAUGGGCUCGGAGCGGAGAAUGAACAGUACGAUGAGGCGGAACAGAGAAUGACGGAGAGCAGGAGCGAUUGA
Salpingoeca rosetta is the source of this 1392-nucleotide messenger RNA. RefSeq lists its product as uncharacterized. The coding region runs from base 1 to 1392 and encodes 463 amino acids. The record is from RefSeq and is a predicted model, not a curated record. Gene Ontology annotation, cellular component: nucleus. Gene Ontology annotation, biological process: DNA transposition. NCBI's taxonomy places the organism in Eukaryota, Choanoflagellata, Craspedida, Salpingoecidae. The transcript has a single exon. Gene Ontology annotation, molecular function: sequence-specific DNA binding; transposase activity.